This is a messenger RNA of Trypanosoma theileri, 922 nucleotides long. RefSeq lists its product as uncharacterized. Lineage: Eukaryota; Euglenozoa; Kinetoplastea; Trypanosomatida; Trypanosomatidae. The annotation marks the transcript as partial. The record is from RefSeq and is a predicted model, not a curated record. The transcript has a single exon.
AUGAUGACGGUGCUCCAGGGGGAAUGUGGCCUUGCUGUUGUUUCGCCCCACUCUUCGCGUGGGAGAUCCAGUGGUGUGUACCUGAUGGGACCUGAUGCCACUUCGUGCACCAUUGUGGCGUGUCGUGUGGGAUUGCACCCGAAGUUGCGGGAGGCAAUCAUGGCGACUGCGGCUGACGAUGCGACGCUUCUCCGUCGCUGCUGUGCUACAUUUACGGCAUCCAUGGUGCACUUCGAUAAUGUACAGGGCCUGUUGCCAGUCUUGCACGAGAUUCUCUGGGAAACUGCAUUGCCGGCGUGGUUUCACGCUGUGUUGCGUGCUGACAGUAGGAUGACAGCAGAGAGUGGCGCGGUAAGAGCAGCGGAGGAUCUCAUGGCGCAGUUGCGCCUCAUCAUGCUGACAACAGUUGCAGUGACAGACAGUGAUGCUGCUACGCCCACACUCUAUGUGGAGUGGUUCGUUGUGGGAGGCAUACGGAGCAAGGAACACACUGCACCAGUUCUAAGCGCCAUUUUUGGUGCCUUCUUUGCCAAGGAGAGGGAAAAGAGUGAUGCUUCUUGUUCUCCCUGUGGUCGACGGCACGACCCCGCGCAGGACCACCUCCUGAAACCGGUGUUUUACCUAUCCGAGGUACUGGGUGUCGAUGGUAGUGCGUUGGAAAGGGGAAACCCAGUUCAUAUUGAACACUGCCUUCGCGAGGACGGGUCCUGUUUCUGGAGCUUCAAUACUGUACUGCGGCCGUGGGAAUUGGGUCGUCCAGGUGCUCUGUACUCUUGCGCUGCCUGCUGGGGGCUUCUUCUUGACGUUGGUGGUGGUGGUUGCUGGCCGGUAAUGGUAAAGCCAGGGAUGCGCAAAUACCCACUGGCAGCACUGCGUCACACCUUGGUACAGCGAGGGUAUCGCUGGACGUGUCCACUGGAAC